AUGUCGGCCCUGAACGCAUCAGCAGGGACGGCGGUGUUUAUUUUGUCUCUGCUGUCCGUCCCUCUGUCCUACUGCUUCAAUCACCUCAUCACAUCACACAGUAUAGAGACGCUUCUCAUAGCUGCUGGAUCAGUCGUGAUCACGUUAACCUUCUCAGCUCGAGUUCUGCUGAAGCGUAAAGCUCCCACUGAUCCACUCUUCUACGUGUUCGCAGUGAACGCGUUACUGAGCGUGGUGAACCUCAUCAUCGGCCUCGAGCAGGACGGCAUCAUCGACGACUUCAUGACCUUCUACCUCAAGCGGGCGAAUCCUCACAUUAACACGGCUCAUGGUCACAUGAUCUCAUACUGGGACGGCUGCUCUCACUACCUGAUGUACCUGCUGAUGGUGGCUGCUAUAACGUGGGGGGAGAGUUACCGGGUGAUCGGGCUGUACUGGGUCGGAUCGUUUAUGAUGCAGGUGGUGGUUUAUGUUCCAGGCAGCGUGGUGGGGAAGUUCGGUGUUGAGCUGAAUUCUCUCUUCCUGCUUCACUUGGUUUAUGUGGGCGUGUCAGUGUGGACCUGCUUCAGAGUCUUCAACCAACCUCCAACAUACACACACACACCGGCAACGAAUAUUCAGCGUGAACAGAAGACGUCGAUCCUCCAGAGGCCGCUGGAUCUGUUCUUUAUAUUCGGGCUCCUGGCGGCAUCAGUGUUCUCCAUCUUCAGAGGUCUGGUGGUGCUGGACUGUUCUGCUGACUGGUGUCGUGAUUACAUACUGAAUUAUGAACCUUAUCUCAAAGACCCCUCAGCGUACCCGACUGUACAGAUGCUGGUGAACAUGAUGUACAUCACUCCAUGUUUGAUGAUGAUGCUGUAUGGACUGUUGGUGCCAGGAUGUGAUUGGCUGCCUGAUCUGAGUCUGGUGCUCGCUGGUGCCAUGGCCCAGGCUCAGUUCUGUCACACCGGAGCGUCUCUACACACCCGGACCCCGGUCACCUACCGCGUCCCCUCCACUCACCUGAUCCUCUUCUUCAUCUCCAACCUUUCUUACGCUCUGAUACCUCAAGCUGUGAGCCACCGCUGUAUCAGCCAACCGGCCUUCUUCAUCAGCAAAACCCAACCCAGCCGGAGCGACUGAUCCCUCCACAGCGCCACCUUCAGGAUUAAUUACAGCGGUACCUUGAAACUGGACGUCGUUGAGUUUCGAGGUAUUUUUCCCCAUAAGGAUGUUUGUGAAACCUGUUAAUGCGUCCAUGGUCCCGUGGAGCUGCAGAUAUUUUAGUCUCGUGUAAAAUAAUGAGGUUGUUU
This is a messenger RNA of Trichomycterus rosablanca, 1292 nucleotides long. Its product is annotated as transmembrane 6 superfamily member 1-like. The transcript has 10 exons. NCBI's taxonomy places the organism in Eukaryota, Metazoa, Chordata, Actinopteri, Siluriformes, Trichomycteridae. The record is from RefSeq and is a predicted model, not a curated record. Gene Ontology annotation, cellular component: lysosomal membrane. The coding region runs from base 1 to 1122 and encodes 373 amino acids.